Messenger RNA from Arachis ipaensis, 802 nucleotides. Its product is annotated as protein NONRESPONDING TO OXYLIPINS 2, mitochondrial. The record is from RefSeq and is a predicted model, not a curated record. Lineage: Eukaryota; Viridiplantae; Streptophyta; Magnoliopsida; Fabales; Fabaceae.
AGAACUGACCCAAGUCUGUAAACCAGAGUAGGGUUUAGCUCCUUCGGCAUUCAGUGCCAAAACCCCUAUAUAGGUACCUAGUUGGAGUUCCUUCCAGUUCCACAUAGCAAAGCCAUGGCAUGGCGCUGCGGAUCGCUGUCGAGGUCGUUGAUCUCCGCCAUCAGAACCAUACCAAGCCGUUCUUCUGUCCCUCGCAUCCAUCGCCCUUCUUCUUCUCCUUCUCUUCGCCGCCCCCUCUUCACCCUCCCUAGGAAUGUCGGAGCACUUGGAUGUACGCAGUCGCUUAUGCCGCUGCACAGCGUCAACGCCGCCGCUCGCUUCACUUCCCACAUCUCCGUCGAAUCGCGCGCUUGCUGUGAAUUGUCUCAGGGUACUUGAAUGGACCAUAUGGAUUCGGCACCAAUUGUGCAUCACAUGAAUUUCUCCAAGUAUAUAGGUGGUGAUGGCUGAUGCUGUGUGAAGCAGGAAUCUUCUUUUUCAUUUAUUCAUUUCUCUUUCAGAAAACUGUUUGUGAGUUGUGACCUUGAUGGAUUCUACCAUAUACUUUGUUUUUUUGCUAUGUAUUAGAUUUUUCAUUAGAUGAUAUUUUCGUGGUCCAGAACUCAAAACGUAUUGAAAUUAAGUGGAUUUGUAGUUAGUUGCUAGCUUGGUGGUAUAUUGUUUGAGCAAAAUAAUUCAAGUAAGCUAAUCUUCUAGUAUAUCUUGUCCUUAUUUCUGUAACAAAUUCUAGUUAUGGUCUUGCUUGAAUAUGCUAGGAAGUGAUUUCCAUUUAUAAUGUUUAAUGCACAUUGGUUUCUGUUGA